Messenger RNA from Theobroma umbraticum, 1320 nucleotides. The record is from RefSeq and is a predicted model, not a curated record. NCBI's taxonomy places the organism in Eukaryota, Viridiplantae, Streptophyta, Magnoliopsida, Malvales, Malvaceae.
AUGCCAAAAGUUUUGCAAGAUAUUUUACCACGACCUGGUCAAAGCACAAUAUUCAGAGGCCAGGUUGCUCCAGAUCAAAAGGGUAUAAAUGAUCCCGAGUUUGGUGCUUAUUGGUAUGGUGAUAAUUCAGGCAAAAAUUCCAAAGGUGAAGAUGCUCCUUCGAACAAAGGUGUAAAUGAUCCAGAGUUUGGUGCUUAUUGGUAUGGUGAUAAUUCAAACAAAGAAUCCAAAGGUGAAGAUGCUCCUUCGAACAAAGGUGUAAAUGAUCCAGAGUUUGGUGCUUAUUGGUAUGGUGAUAAUUCAAACAAAGAAUCCAAAGGUGAAGAUGCUCCUGCAAACAAAGGUGUAACUGAUCCAGAGUUUGGUGCUUAUUGGUAUGGUGAUAAUUCAAACAAAGAAUCCAAAGGUGAAGAUGCUCCUGCAAACAAAGGUGUAAAUGAUCCAGAGGUCGGUGCUUAUGCUUAUGAUCCUGAAUAUAAAGGUUCAGUGAAAGUAUCCAAAGGUGUAAAUGAACCACAGUCCAGAGGUGAAAAUGCUCCAUCAAAUAAAGGUCCAAAUGAUCCAGAAUUUGGUAAUUAUGCUUAUGAUUCUGAAUAUAAAGGUUUAGUGAAAGAAUCCAGAGGAAACAUAAAUUCAUCGGGGAGAAAGAGUAAAACUGACAAUACCGCUGUGAAGGAAACUAUCUAUUUCUUGCCAAAGGAUCUUCUCCCUGGUAAGAAGGUGAAUUUACCAAGACUCGUACAGAAAAGGGACAGGGGUACGUUCUUGCCUCACCUUAUUGCAGAGUCAAUUCCCUUAUCCAGCGACAAGUUACCAGAAAUUUUGAAGAACUUCUCGCUGAAAGAUGAAUCAAGGGAUGCUAAUAAUGUGAAAAUAACAGUUAAGAAUUGUGAGAGGGCAGAAAUGAAAGGAGAAGAAAAGUACUGUGCCACAUCCUUAGAAUCUUUUGUCGAUAUGAGUGUUUCAAUGCUUGGAAAAGAAAUCCGGCUGCUAUCUAAUGAGCUUAGAAAAGAAACGAAAAACCCAUUGUUUACAAUUGCUAGGGCAGUGCGAAACAUGGGAGAAAACGAUAUAGUAUGCCACAAAAUGAAGUAUCCAUAUGCGGUAUAUUUAUGCCAUUCAAUCAAGAAAACAGUGGUGUAUAAAGUUCCAUUGGUAGGCACAGAUGGGACAAAAGCAAAUGCAGUGGCGGUUUGCCAUAAAGAUACAUCAGCUUGGAGCCCAAACCACAUUGCCUUUAAAGUUCUUAAAGUUAAGCCAGGAGCUGUCCCCAUUUGUCAUUUCCUCGGUAGAGAUACCCUCGUCUGGGUUCCCAACUGA